AAUCACUUCCGGGUCGCGUGAUUCUGAGUCACCGGCAGGUCAACAAAAUAUCUCAGAACUGUGUUUUAGAACGCUGUAAGUUUGUGCGCGUUUAGGGGGGUUAAAACCUCCUCAGUUUGUGUGUGUAACGUUUGCUGGAGGGUCGGAGAGAUAGGAAGGGUAAAGAUGCCGCUUUUUAAGAGAGAAACGCCGGAGGAAGUGGCGAAGAAACAACAGAGAGAACUGCGAAGAACGCAGCGAGGCCUUGAGCGUGAUCGAACGUCGUUGGAACGGGAAGAGAAGAAAUUGGAAAUGGAAAUUAAGAAGGCGGCGAAGCAGGGAAACAAGCAGGCGGCAACGGUCCUGGCUAAACAGCUGGUGGCCCUCAGGAAACAGAAGACGAGAUCGUACGCGGCGAGUUCGCAGGUCCAGGCGGUCGGCAUCCAGGCCAAAACCAUGCAGUCCACCGUGAAGAUGGCGGGCGCCAUGGAGCGCACCAGUAAGACCAUGGGCGCCGUCAACAAGCAGAUGAACCCGCAGAAAAUGGCCAAAACCAUGCAGGAUUUCCAGCGGGAGAACGCGAAGAUGGAGAUGACGGAUGAGAUGAUCAGCGACACGCUGGACGACAUUUUCGACGAAUCAGGAGACGAGGAGGAGCAGGACGCCAUCGUUACCCAGGUGUUGGAUGAGAUCGGGAUCGAGAUGUCUGGGAAGCUAGCGGAGGCUCCGGCCGCCGGGCGCGGGAAAAUCGGAGCGGCUUCGAACCUUCCAACGGACGAUGAGAUCGAGAGACAACUGGCGCAGCUACGUACCACAUAACCAAUCACAGGAAACCUUACAGAUACAGCCACCAAUCACAUCCAGCCUUACAGAAACAGCCACCAAUCACAGAUGUCCUUACAUAGGACACUUGGUACCACAUAGUCACAUCAACCAAUCACAGGCAACCUUACAGAAAUACCCACCAAUCACAGAUGUCC
Molecule: messenger RNA, 959 nt
Organism: Branchiostoma belcheri (Belcher's lancelet)
Lineage: Eukaryota; Metazoa; Chordata; Leptocardii; Amphioxiformes; Branchiostomatidae
Product: charged multivesicular body protein 2b-B-like
Exons: 5
Coding region: 166-798 (210 amino acids)
Biological process (GO): endosome transport via multivesicular body sorting pathway; late endosome to vacuole transport; protein transport
Cellular component (GO): ESCRT III complex; multivesicular body
Source: RefSeq, a predicted model, not a curated record